AUGACGUCAACAGCGAAUUACAACAACAGCGGAAAAGAUUCAUACUUUUCAGAGAUAAAAAAGAGUGAAUUAGGACUAAUUAAAAAUAAUUUAUCAACAGCAAUCAAUGAAAGAAAUGCCGAUAAGAUUAAAGAUAUUUUACAACGUAUCAUUUAUUAUAUGACCAUUGGUAUGGACGUAUCAGUGUUAUUCCCUGAUGUUAUCAUGGUUGCAAGUAGUAAUGAUAUAAUAAUAAAGAAAUUAGUCUAUUUAUACAUUGUACAUUAUUCAAAAAGUAAUCCAGAUUUAUUAUUAUUAGUUGUAAAUACAUUAAGAAGAGAUUGUAUUGAUAGAAAUCCAAUUAUUAGAGGCCUUGCAUUAAGAAGUUUAUGUUCAUUAGAUUCAAAAAAUACAUUAGAAUAUGCAACAAUUGAAAUUAAUAGAUCGUUAACAGAUUUUUCAGGAUAUGUUAGAAAAACAGCAUUAUUAGGUUUAGCGAAAUUAUAUCAUUUAUCAAAGGAAGCAUUCGAUUUGGAUAUUAUAAUACCAAAGAUAUUCGAUAUGAUUAUGGAUCAAGAUCCACAAGUUAUAGUCAAUGCGGUUUCAACAUUAAAUGAAAUUAAACCAGGUUGGUCAUUCACUUUUGAUUUAGUUCAACAUUUAAUGAUAAAAUUUAAAGAAUUUAAUGAAUGGUCACAAUGUAUAAUUUUAGAAUGUUUAUCAAGAUAUACACCAUCUUCUGAAGAUGAAUCAUUAGAUAUAUUAAAUUUAUUAGAUGAUAGAUUAAGUCAUUCAAAUAGUGCAUUAACAUUAUCAACAAUUAAAAUAUUUUUAAAAUAUACUGAUGAAUUUGAAGAGAUACAAGAACAAGUUUAUGAAAGAAUUAAAGAACCAUUGAUUACAUUGAUGGAGAGUUCAGAAUCGAAUGAAACAUCAUUUACAAUACUUCAUCAUAUUCAUUUAUUGAUGAGUAGAUCACCAAGAUUAUUCAAUAGAUAUUAUAAACAUUUCUAUUGUAAAUUCGAUGAUCCAUUGUAUAUUAAAACUUUAAAAGUUCAAGUAUUGAAAGAGAUUGCCUCCAAUCAAACAUUUAUAGAAUCAAUAGAUGAAAUACUUCAAGAAUUAUCAGAAUACGUUUACGAAGGUGACCAUUCCUUAUGUAAACAAUCAAUUAAUGCAAUCACUGUAAUAGCUCAAAAACAUAAAAAUACUCAAGAGAAAUAUCCAAUUGAUGAAAGUGUUUUAGAGAAAAUAUUUUUACCAUAUCUUUCAGUUUCUUCAAAUUUAGGUGGUGCCGGCGAUGACAACAUUUCAAUUAAUGAAGGUAUUUUAUCAUUUAUAUUGAUAUCAUUAAAAGAUUUUUUAAGAGUAUUUCCAAAACAUUUGAAAACAGUUUUACCAUAUAUAAAUGAAAAUUUAAUUGGAAUUGGUAGUGUUUCAAAUUACACUUUACCACCAUCAGCUAAUGAAUCAGUGCUUUGGAUGUUGGGCGAAUCACCAAAUUCUCAAGUAAAUUCACCAUACAUCAUUGAAGAGUUUUUCAAUGAGAAAUUCGAUCAACAACCAACUUUUGUUAAAACUCAAUUACUCACCACUAGUUUAAAGGUGUUUUUCGAUCGUCCUGGUGAGAUGUUACCAAUUUUAAAGAGAAUUUUAAAGAAAUGUUGUUCUGAUUUAUCUCAAGAUCCAGGUUUACAUGAAAUUUCAUUAUUCUAUUCAAGAAUCAUAUUAUUAUUAGAUAUUGAUAAAGCAGCUUCAAUUAUAAACUCUUCAAAACAAACCACUUCAAUCAAUACAUUUUUAGAGGAUGAAAUUAAUGAAUAUCGUGAUAAAAUCUUUGAUGAAUUUAAUACUCUAUCAGUUUUAUUUGGUAAACAUUCUACAAAAUUCAUUAAAAAUAAAAAACAAAUUGAAAAUGAAAAAUUACAAUUUUUAGAAAAUCAAAAGAAUUAUUUACUUUCAAUUACUGAUGGUAAUCAAAAUAAUAAUCAAAAUAAUAAUCAAAAUAAUAAUCAAAAUAAUAAUCAAAAUAAUAAUCAAAACAAUCAAAAUAAUAAUAAUCAAAAUAAUAAUAGUAAACAAUUAUUAAAAGAAAUUGAAUCAUCACCAAAUAAUUUAAUUGAUACAUUUAUUUUAGAUCAACAACCAGAAUUAUCACCAGAAUUAUUUCAAUCAUUAUGGUUAUCACUUGAAGAUGGUCAUAAAAUUGAUAUUCAAUUAGAUUCACCAAUUGAUAAUAGUGAAAUUGAAUCAGUUAUGUCAAAACAAGGUAUUAUAUGCUUAGCAUUUGGUAGUGUUGAUCAACAAACAAAAUUAUAUUAUUAUGCUCGUCAAAAUUUAUCAUUUGAUAUUGAUUUUAAUAGUGAACAAAAUCAACAACAACCCCAACCAAUAUUUAUUAUAGAAAUUUUAAUUGAUGAAAAUACUUUAUUAAUGAGUAUUUUAUUUAAAUCACCAAUUUUAAAAACACUUCAUAACAAAUUCAUUCCAAAAUUCUUAUCAAUCUUAUCAAUUCCAAUUCCAAAGAUUUUUAAUUAA
Molecule: messenger RNA, 2517 nt
Organism: Dictyostelium discoideum AX4
Lineage: Eukaryota; Evosea; Eumycetozoa; Dictyosteliales; Dictyosteliaceae
Gene: ap4b1
Product: adaptor-related protein complex 4, beta 1 subunit
Exons: 4
Coding region: 1-2517 (838 amino acids)
Biological process (GO): protein transport; intracellular protein transport; vesicle-mediated transport
Cellular component (GO): membrane coat; Golgi apparatus; cytoplasm
Molecular function (GO): clathrin binding
Source: RefSeq, a predicted model, not a curated record